AUGCCAGCACCAAAGAUUCCCGAGGACCUCACGAGUGGCUGCACCCUUUUCGGUUGCGUCGACUCUGGCGCGGCGUGUGUAGGCGAUGAUGACGUUACGGCCGAAAUGAUGGAGGCCUGUGGCAAGCCAUUCGAGAUAGGCGACGACAAUUGCAACAGCAACAACAAGGAAGAAUGCGGUGGUGUGGAGAGAGAGGGUUUGGUUGUGAAGCAAAAGCUUUCAGCGCGGUACGCGUUGCACGGGACUACAGGAGGACAGCAGACAGCCGGUAUCACGUCGCACAUCAUACACCUACUCUACUUUCUCUCAGCAGUAUGUGCACACGUUUACAUCCCCUCGAACCAGACGGGGCCGCUGCCCACCGUGGCCAUCGCCCAUGAGGUUGGUACAAUGACUGAGGUGAACGUAUCAGCCACCGCCCACGACACGCGCCCGGGUAGUAGCAGCGGCAACGUCGGAUGCGGAGAGGUCGGUGGCGACGACUGUGUGACCUUCAAGGCUCAUGACGAUAUCAUCUCCGAUACCGAGUCGAGGCGGUCGUGCGCCACGAUGCUCGUCCCCGAUGAAGGCCUGUGCCAGAUCGAGUACUCCUUUGCCGAUCGCCAGGACAUCGUGAACAUCCAGGUUGCCUUCUGGGAGGGAAAGGAGCGCACCCGUGCCCUGGACGUUUUCGAGCCUCGAAGCGGGGUAUCGUGUCGACAUUCCCAGCACGUUCACUUCUCAUGUGGAGGCAAGAACCGAGCUCUGCAGAGAUGGAUUGAUGCGAGGAAACUCGCCGCUCGGAAAAUACGGAAGAAAGCACACCCGCAACGCGAGGCUGACCGAGAGAGACACAAGACCGCAGCGGCCGUCAAGGCGGCUGCGAAGAAGAAGGCACGAGAGGGCGACCUAUCGUUCGGCACGUUCAAUGUACGCACGCUCGCCUACAGCGACCGCCCCCUGUCCUAUGCCCAGGCCCUCAUCCAGGUAGGCUGCGAGGAAACCAUCGAGCCCACCGUGCGCAAACGGAGACUGUGUCUCGCGGGCUUUGUCAUGAGCAUGGAGGACAACCGCCUCCCCAAGGGCAUGCUGUUAGGAGCAAUGGCGGGGGGCGGNUCGGAGGUGUGGUACAACAAGGUCGAGGACGGGGCGGCAUGGCUCAUGAGGAAAUGGCACAGGCAGGAGGCGGAAGCGUCCGCGAAGCACCAGCGCGCGAGGGAAGCAGAAGCAAAGAGUACGGCCAUCUCAGGACCAAAGAGAACGAGAGUCGGGGAAGCGGCGAUGGGAGGGAAGAAAAGGCGACCGGGCACUGCUGUUUACAUUGACGGCGAGCUGACCCGCACGCACGAGACCUACGCCGACUCCACCUUCAAUACGCUCGGUGUGACAGCCACUGAGGCCAGCACUGUGAUGCUCGAGUCCGUCGACCUCCUCUCAGACGAAUGGAUGAGCCUUCUCGAGGCAAACUGCCACAUCGGGAUGAGCUCUGCUGGAGACGAAGAGCGCGCUGCUGCGAGCGGAGAACAGAUCCGCCCGCCAGUGCAGGAGGGCCGCGACGCGGAGCUUGCAAGUUUGCAACGGCAGAUUUCGCAAUUGGCGGCCCUGGUGGAGGAGUCGGUGAAGAAGAAGGAGCCUGGUAGCGUCGUGGCGGAUGCAGUCAGUAGUGGCGGCUGGGUUGCCGCCACUGGAGGCCAAGAUCAGCCCCUGCUGCCGCACGGCGGAGGCGGGGGAUUUCUCCAGCAGCAAGCGAGAGAUAGUGGGCAAGGACCACGGCAGCUGCUGGAAGGCGGCUGGGCCAGCAGAUCGGGAGCGAACCCUG
Ectocarpus sp. CCAP 1310/34 is the source of this 1798-nucleotide messenger RNA. The record is from the annotation of a GenBank genome assembly. NCBI's taxonomy places the organism in Eukaryota, Phaeophyceae, Ectocarpales, Ectocarpaceae.